AUGGUACAAGUUGAGUUGCUUGGUGGCUAUACGGUAACACGUCCAGACCUGAUGGUCGGAAAGGCCAUUGUCAUGCUUCCAAACGUGUGCCGGGUCUUGGUUUGCGGCAGCCCGCUGCCACUGAUCGAAGUCACAGACGGCCUCCAGACGCCGCACCAGCGGUCGCAAUGCGACUGCAAGAAGUCUUUUGUGAAACGUGAACGCCAGGCGUGA
This is a messenger RNA of Peronospora matthiolae, 213 nucleotides long. Lineage: Eukaryota; Oomycota; Peronosporomycetes; Peronosporales; Peronosporaceae. The record is from the annotation of a GenBank genome assembly.